AUGACACAAGGAUCCCGUAGAAAAUUGCUGUCUAUUAAUGAAAACCAAAUUGGUGACACCGUUAAUGAAGCCAAGGAUGAUAGUGAAACUGAAGGAAAAACAGACAAAAUAAUAACGGAUUUCUUAGGAAAUGCUGUUGAAUGCUCGGAGGCAUCAAAAAAUAUUUGUUCAGUGCAUAUGGAACAAUAUCCUGAUGAUGAUUUGAUUGAUCUCCGCUUAUGUUCAUCUUUCCUCAGAAGGCUUCCGAAAUCAAUAGCAACAUCAUAUCUAUCAGAAAUGGACAAUAUAACGGAAUCUUUAAUUCCUGAUAAUGUGCACCAAUUCCUAGUGCAAUUCUUUUCACAAAAGAUUUCUGACGAUGAGUGGCAAAUUAAAGUUGAUGAUCUACGAUCUUCAGAGCAAGAUAAUCCUCUAAUGACUGCACUGAUUCGAAUUUUACGUCGCACAUUGCCACAAUUCAUAAAAGCAUUCUCCCUUGGGUCCCAAAACCCUCUUUUAAAUAUUGCAACAAUCGAGCAAGCGCAUCUCAAUGCAUUUAUACAUCCGUGCCUCGAUAGUGCUCUAUGGUAUUUAGCCAACAUACAUUACGAAUAUGGAGAAAUUCCAUCCAGAAACCAUAUUAAUAAGAACCGCGCCGAUGGUGUUGGUUUUAUGACCGAUAUUGAUAAAUUCCAACUUGUGUACUUCGAAGGAUCAAGGCCUGCUGAGAAGAAACCGGAAAAGGAAAUUACUGAUGCUAAAAAAAUUUCUUACAAUUUGAAAAAUCUAUAUUCAAACGUCGUAAAGGAAGUAAUCAAAAACCGUAGGCGUUUGCCAAAGAAGUUGUUCAUGUUUGGUGGACAAAGUUUUCGACUACGUCUUCACUUAUAUUAUCUUGAUUAUUGUGGAAAUUUUCGAUUAAAUGAAGUCGAUAACGCUAAUUUGCCACGAGAAUUUUCAGAGAUGCAAAAUUUUAUAUACUUUUAUGAAUGUAUAGUUAAAUGGGCGUUGUUGGCCCAGGACGUCAUAAAAUCUUUUGAUAAAGCAAGAACCGAGCAGAGACCUUCACGUCUCUCAUAUGCAAAUGCCCUUCUUCAACUAGAUGAAUAA
Molecule: messenger RNA, 1089 nt
Organism: Dentiscutata heterogama
Lineage: Eukaryota; Fungi; Glomeromycota; Glomeromycetes; Diversisporales; Gigasporaceae
Source: the annotation of a GenBank genome assembly